CACAUCACAACACUCCCGUCGCGUGCCGCCUGAUACAAGGCAGCUGUAGUUCGCCGCAGUGGAUUUAGCGUUUUUAGCUACUGGUCAGAAAUUCACCGUUUUAUCAUCGGUUGUACCUUUGAAUCCGGUUCAUCUGCAGUUUUUUAAAAACGUCUGAAGAAAUGCGAAGACGAAAAAUAAAAAAUCUGAUGGAAUCAAGCUAAUCAACAGUUUCAACCGGGGCUGUUUUAAGCUUGUCUCCUAGUAGGUUACAGCCCCUGUGGCCUAAGCAGCAUCAUGGUGGACAUUGCUGUGAAGAGCGGAGCUGCUUGGACCUGUCACGCUCAGUUGGCUCAGGUGCUGCUUCCUGUUCACGUCAGUAACAAAGAGGAUCAUGAAGAGGAGCUCAGUCCGCCAGAGGGAGACGAGACAAACUGGGGCGGCCCAGUGCUGCUGGAGCAGACAGAGGAAGGCUCUCCUUGUGUUCUGACGCUCCGCUGCACCCCCUGCUCCCCUACUGCCAUCAGCCGCCUGCUGCUCGUCAGCGAGGCUCGAACCAUGGAGGUGUACGACCAGAUGGGAGAAUACUGCGGUACGAUACGAGGGGAGAGGGACGACAGCGUCCAGCCAGACAGUUCAGACAGAGGGCCUUUCUACAAGAAACAGCUGAUCCUCGAGCAUCCGUCCUCCGCCUGUGAAGUGAAGCUGCUCUCCCUGGGCGGUCGGAGCAGUGUUUUGGUGUGUCGCGUCCUCGUGGGCCUCCAGACGCUACAGCCCUGCGCGGCCCGCGGCCCCGGCAUCGACAUGCAGCAGGUGCAGUGUCUGGUUGAGGAGAUGGGGACGAGCCUCUCACCGGGAGCCCAGAACCUCAUGGAGAUGGUGCACUUCCAGCAGAAGAACCAGACCAGCUCUCUGGGUGGCUUCCUGCCUCUCCUGAUGGGCGGUGGAGUUUUCUCUGCCCUGGCUCAAGGAGCCAACACCUCCCCAGCAGCCGUCAGCAACCAGCCCCAGCCUGCAGACUCCAGGCCUCCAGUCGGCUCCAUCAGGCCUGCAGAUGAAGCUCUACCAGCUCUGAAUGGAGCGAUGUCAGACGGCUCCUCCUCCUCCUCCCCAGACCUGCUGGUGUCCGGUGUCAACACGAGGAAUAUCACGAGCAGCGAGACUGGAGGUCCAGCGAGCCACGCCCAGCUGGCGGAGAUGAUGUCUAACCUCCUGAAAGGGCAGGGGCCCGGCCAGGCCGCGGGCUCCGGCCCUGAGCUUCUGCCCAUACUCCAGAGCCUCUGUGGUCAGGUGACCAAGCUGAGGCUGGAGGACGCGACGGCGCUGGCAGAGAAGGAGAAGAUGAUGAGAAACGGCUCAUGGGAGUUGGACUCGGCCAUGGAGCGUCGUCUGGAGGAGAUGGAGAGGAGGCUGAAGGAGCAUGUGGACCGUCGCCUGGACGCUCUGGAGCAGAAGCUGGAGAAGGCCCUGCUCAGCGCCCUCAACCAGGGAGACAUGAGCAGCGUCCACGGGACCGUCGGAGCAGACUGCCCCGACGACAGCCACGCACUGAGUCCAGAACCGUUGAAAGACUAACAACAUGCAACCCUUUCUGCCCUUGAACCUUUUCAGCUACACCUCAGUGUCAGAGGGCAAGCAGAGCAGGACGCAGACCUUAGAGACAGAGACAGUAGAAAGAAAAAAGGGCUGACAUGGGAUUAUUGAUAAAAUAACACAAGUAUCGCAAUAAUCUGCCAUAAAAAAAAACAAUGCUGUUUAACUUCAAGUGUCCUGCUGCCAAAGAAACCUCUGUAACGGUUUGUUUGCUCCACUGUUAGACGAAGUGAAUGUCCUGGAUGUAGGACUGACAUCAGCUUGUGGACGCGAUGUAAGUUCAGCCGAAAGAAACCAAGAAUCUAUAACUGCAGAUAUCCAUGUUACUAAAAUCAUGUCCUGUGGCUGUAAUGCAUUCUUUGAAAGUUUAGCCACAUGAAAAAAAAGUACCUGGAGAUACGUCAUCAACAACAGGCCAUCUGAAAGCAAGCGGGUUAUUUUAAACAAUCACAGUGAAGUAAUGCAUGUGAUCUUAUCCAGGUUGUUGUUGGCGGGUUUUAACAUAACAAUUAUUGACAUGCAACACCAGCAGAACACUUAUUUAUUCACGUUAAAAUGUGCAUGUAAACUAUUGUUCUCCCAGGUCUCAUGAUCCACAUGAACUCCAGUCAGUAUCCUGAGCGACAGUUCUUCUCAUUCACACCAUGUACUGGAAGUCUUUGGUUAAUCAGGCCUUACCGUUUGUUUCAGUACAGUUUGGUUUGAAUCUCAGAAUAUAUA
Molecule: messenger RNA, 2292 nt
Organism: Anarrhichthys ocellatus (wolf-eel)
Lineage: Eukaryota; Metazoa; Chordata; Actinopteri; Perciformes; Anarhichadidae
Gene: cunh10orf88
Product: chromosome unknown C10orf88 homolog
Exons: 9
Coding region: 277-1554 (425 amino acids)
Source: RefSeq, a predicted model, not a curated record